Messenger RNA from Penicillium canescens, 2394 nucleotides. RefSeq names its product para-aminobenzoate synthase (PABA). The transcript has a single exon. The record is from RefSeq and is a predicted model, not a curated record. Lineage: Eukaryota; Fungi; Ascomycota; Eurotiomycetes; Eurotiales; Aspergillaceae. Bases 1 to 2394 code for a protein of 797 amino acids. Gene Ontology annotation, biological process: L-tryptophan biosynthetic process.
AUGGUUCAACCAAGGAUCUUGUUCAUCGACGCCUAUGAUUCCUUCUCCAACAACAUUAUCACCCUCGUCGAAGGAUCCCUGGGAGUUUCUGUAACAAAACUCACAAUCGACUCCCCACUUCCUUCUCACCUCCAUGAGUCGUAUGCGGGUAUCAUCAUUGGCCCAGGUCCCGGAAGCCCCUACGAACCAGCCGAUGUAGGCUGUAUUCAGCAAGUAUGGUCUCUACCAGAAGAUCAGAUGUUACCUGUUCUGGGGAUUUGCCUAGGAUUCCAAAGCCUUGUGGUUCAUUUUGGAGGCGCCGUUGAGCGGUUACCAUAUCCGCGUCACGGCAUCGAAACCGAUGUUCAGUGCUGCAAUGACCCCCUCUUCGUGGGAAUUCCCACACUGCGUUCUGUGCAAUAUCACUCCCUCCACGGUGUCCUUGGACAUACAUUCGAAAAUGGGGAUCUUUGGGAUUCGCAUGAAACAUGUCCGGAGCUUGUUCCGUUGGCAUGGGACAUUGACCACACAUUUUCGCGGGCCCCUCCUACUCCCGAAGACUCGCGAAUUGCAUUCGGCAGGCUUAACCCGACGCACAUCCUCAUGUCUGUAAAGCAUGAGACUAAACCGUUCUACGGAGUCCAGUUUCACCCGGAAUCGGUUUGCUCGAGUCCUGAAGCACGUCAAGUGAUCAACAAUUGGUGGAAGAUUGCCAAGGAAUGGACGAGCCACCGUCUGAUUUCUCAGCCAGGUGAAACCCCUGAGCCUAGCUCAGUCCUAUCGAAGUUAUUGGACCUAGAAAACUUGAGUCUUGCCAUUAUCAGAGAUGCUCUCAUCCCGAAUGGAGACGAGCUGAUUGUUUUGGACUCCGAGAUGGCCCAAAAUUCACCUCUGGGUAACUAUUCUAUCCUCGGUCUAGUCUACCCGGAUACCCUCCGCGUCUCUUAUAGCGCAGGGGAUAAGCAAGUUCGCCUAGAGCAAGGCGAUGAAUCAACCACUGAAACUUUGGGUGGUGAUGAUCGCCACAUCUUCACCUUUCUCAAGACGUUCAUGGAAAGCCGCAAGAAGCUGCAUGGAAAUGAAAAGUCUCCAUUUUGGGGAGGACUGAUGGGUUACAUCGGUUACGAAGCUUGUUUGGAGACUCUGGGUAUCAAGGCUCAGCCUCAUCCCGAACGUCCAGAUUUACAGUUUGCAUUUGUCGAGCGGAGUAUUGUGAUAGAUCACACUGCUCGUCAACUCCAUGUCCAGAGCAUCAAGAUUGAUGAUCAACAGUGGGUCAACGAAUCGGCUUCCAUCUUGGGCGGCCUGGCAAGCCCGGAGUUGCGUUCCGAGGACCAAAUCACCGAAGACCACGCAGAGAAUUGUCCAUCCCGCUCUAACUCAUCAUCUUCAUUAUCCAAAGAGGAUUCACUUGAGAGUUUAGAUACCAGCCCUAGUUUCUCGCCUUCAUCCGCAGAUGUGGACGUUAACAAGCUAGUUACACGCACAAAGUUCACUAUUCCCGACGAGGUCGCAUACACGAGAAAGAUCCGGGAGUGCAAGACAGAGAUUCAGCACGGCAACUCGUACGAACUAUGUUUGACCGACCAGACCAAGAUUGACAUUUCUUCUCCUAUUUCCCCGUGGGCAAGAUACCUACGCCUCCGCAGAGUCAACCCCGCCCCCUUUGGUGCAUUCAUCCGCCUUGGGCCAAUCACUGUACUGUCGUCUUCUCCAGAACGGUUCCUAUCGUGGACUCGUCCCAACAUGGAAGACGAGGUCAAUUGCCAGUUCCGGCCUAUCAAGGGCACUGUCAAGAAGCGACACGAAAAUCCUGAUGGGAGCACACGCUUCGUCAAUAUUGCCACGGCGAAGGAGAUUCUGGCCUCACCUAAAGAACGAGCGGAGAGCUUGAUGAUCGUUGACCUCAUUCGUCAUGACCUUACUGGUGCCCAAUCCAGGGAUGUGCGAACAACCUCACUGAUGCAGGUUGAAGAAUACGAAAGCGUUUAUCAGCUGGUAACCGUCAUAGAAGGCACGAUGCGGCCAACAUGCGCUGCCAAUGACCCAAACUACCGACCCCUAAGCAUGGGAAUCGACGUCCUUGCCGCCAGUUUGCCGCCAGGGAGUAUGACAGGAGCCCCCAAAAAGCGGUCGUGUCAGUUGCUUCGAGGUAUUGAGGAAGAAAAACCACGAUCGAUAUAUUCAGGUGUGCUGGGGUACAUGGAUGUUAGAGGCGGAGGAGAUUUCUCUGUCGUCAUACGUACCGCCUACCGCUGGGAUGAUGAGACCACUGAGACAGACGAGACGUGGAGAAUUGGAGCAGGCGGUGCCAUCACCGACAUGAGCCAGGAACUAGCCGAGUGGGAUGAGAUGCACACCAAAGUUGACGCUGUGCUUCGGUCGUUCAAGCUUGUCAACCAAGUCUCAUCUUAG